AUCAGAACAACACGAUUUGUUUGAUAACCGACGCUCAAGUGUGACAUUACCAUAAAUAAAUAAAUAUAAAUAAAUAAUUAAGUUUAAUAAGGUACAAAGUACAAUACGAAUACAAAUACGUCCAUCAGUCUCAGACUUCACAAUAACUUCAAUUCAAUAGGUCAAUAUUAAUUAACUGUUUAAUAUUAUAUUAAUUAUAAAAUUCAUAACUAGUAAGUCAAGUAGUCUAAGAGUCUAAGUCAAGACAAUUUGAAUUUCAUUCAAUGCUGGUCUUUAAAUUUCAUUAAAAUAUUAAAUUAUCAAACCGGCCAUUUUACGCACUCUGAGCCUGAUUGAUUUACUAAUUUACUAACUAGACUGUUAACUGUUAUAGUAUAGCUAUUGUUAAGAUUUAAGUUAACAUUAAUAAUUAAUAUAGGAGCCAAAAUGAUCAAUAAAUUGAUCGUGGGCCCUUAAGAUAUAGAAGAAGAAGAAGUCACCAGUUAAGAUCAGAUUAAGUUCAUUAAGUGAGAUAAAGUACAAGCCUUCUUUGAAGGCAUUGAAGACUAUACUAUGUUAUACAAUUAAUACUUAAUAACACUAUAACUUAAGACUUUACUUUUACUCAACUCAUACAAUGUACUGUCUAUAUAGAUGCUCUUAUUACUUAUCUAUGGUUACCAAAUGUCCGUAUUUAGUAUGGACAGUUUCAUCAGUUUGUAUUUUCGACCCCCCUUGUCUGUACUAAUUUUUGCAUCCGUAUUUGUCCGUACUUUCAUCUCGUCGUCUGGCUUGUCCAUAUUUUUGGCAGCGACGAUUUGCUUGUCUUAUUUCAAUUUGUCUUAUUUCCAUUUUUCUUAUAUUAUUUCUUUCCAAAGCCAGAGCAGUAAAUAGUUUCAGCUCCAUUUGAAAGUCCAAAAAUAGCAUAUUUAUAUCUUCAUUGCUGUAACAAAUAUCAUGCAAUGUUGUAUAGGAAUGGUCGUUGUAAUGUUGCAAUUUCUUUUCACAAAUGAACUAACUAGAUAUGGCUUCAAUAGUGCUCAGUAGUAGCAGUAUUACAGUAAUAUUCGUCAACUGUAUCUUCAAUGUGCUAGUUCAGUGGUUUAUAUAAUUUUUCAAUGCCAAAUUUAGGUUUUUAGCUACCCUUUUUGAUACUACUUUUCUGUUAAGUGCUAUUUUUAUUUUAUUCUGUUUUUACUUUUGUUAGUCCGCUGCGGAGGAAAUGCUGCACUGUGGCAAAGCUGGAAAAUGGUGCCACUUAAUAUAUAGAAAAAGUGCCUCUGAGGUGGAUCUGGAAAAAAGACAAUUUUUGGCCCCCCUCGUCUUUCUGAAGUAUUUUAAUUCACUAUUAAGAUUCUAUCUAAAGAAUAUUUUAGUGCCUGCUGUGAUUGCUCUCUUGCCAUACUUUCAUGGCUCUGCUCGAGGGCAACAUGACACCCAGAGCAACGCUGCAUAUUUAAUGGGGACCAGUGGGCUGGCCAACUGUUUGCGGUAUAAACCAACAACACAUUUUUAAAAAUUCAUGUGAGGUCACAGUUUUCUAUUAAAUUAUCUGCUUUAUACUUUACAGGAACAGGAUGUCAGACUUUAGAGUGAACUCACUUUGGGCAACGAUUGGCCUCCCUUUAGGUAUCUUAUCCUUUUUUGUUUACUUGAUCAGUAGAAAGAAGAAGGAACAAGUAAAAGACAAAGUUGUUUUCAUAACAGGAGCUUCUUCUGGUUUAGGAGAAGGUUUGUUCAUUGUUUUGUGUUUACAGAAUUUAAAAAAAAUAUUGCUGAAAAUAAAUAUAGGCUUGAACUGUUCUCAAAAUGUUAAUAAAAUUUAAUUUAAUUAAAAACUGAAUUCAAAGUAUUUUUUGAGAUUUAUUUUAUAUAACCUUUUCUUGAAUUUUCUUGACAUUGACAAAAAUCAUGAUUAAAAGACAAACUUUCUGUGAAGUUAUAGGUAAUAAUUCUUUUUAAAAAAAACUCUUAUAAGUUUCGUACAAUGGCAGUUCUUUUCAAAUUUAUAGUGGGUUCCACUAGCUGCUGCUGAAGAACAAUACUGUUGGUAUCUCUUAUAGAUUCUUCUACUGAUCACUGCUUAGAAUUGUAUGGUACUGAACUUUCACAAGUGUGAUAAUUUUUUGGCUCUAAAAUCAUGCAAUACAACAUGCAGCAACAUUAUUUUUUUCUUUUAUUUCAAUUUUUAACAGAAUUCAAAGGAAUAUAUUGAAAUUUAAAAUAUUUUAUAUAUUUUAACAUUUACAGCAUGUGCAGAAGUGUUUUAUGAUGCUGGUUGUAAAAUAAUUCUAUCUGGCAGGCAAGUAAAAAAGCUUAUGGAUUUGAAAGAUCGUCUAAUGAAAAAACAGGUUAAUAUAUCAAACAAGCUUAUUUUAAUCGCAUGAAGAAAUAAAUUUUAAACUAACAGAUUUUGAUCGCAAUUACCACUAGAUUUGAUUUAAUUUGUCUUUAAGCGUUAAGUAUUUAUAGUUUUAUUAGUAGAGGAAAAGAGAUUGUUUUUAUUUAAAUAAAUUAAAAUUAGAGUUAAUGUUCAAGUCUUAAUAUUUAGUAUCAUUUACAGAGAGCUGGAUGUCAUAAUCCAGCUAUAGUGAGUAUUGACCUAGAGAAUCUUUCAAGCAUUCCUAGUAAAGUCAACCAGGCCAUUGCUGCAUUUGGUCAUAUAGAUAUACUCAUAAACAAUGCGGGUAUGAGUUAUCGUGGACAAGCUUCCGAGACCACACUAGAUGUGGACAAGAAACUAAUGACUGUUAAUUACUUUGGCCACAUUGAAAUUACUAAAGGUAAUCAGUAAGUUUGAAUUUUCAUAUUAUCUUUUUGUCAGGAACUCAUAAUUAUAAGAUGCUUUCUUACAUGUAAGAGAAGAUUUCCUAUUUAUUUACUGCUUCAAUCAUUAUGCCAAUUUUCGGAACCCAUUAUUUAUGUCAUCAUCACAGGGAUUAGUUUGUUUAGAUUUUAUUUUGUACUUUAUAUUUGUUUGAAAUAAAUGUUUUAAUCAGUCAGUAAUGCUAAUUUAUUCACAUCAUUCAAAUCUCAUUUGAUUUAGAAAUGACUUGAACUUGAUGCUAUAAUAAUGAGAGUGAAAGAGGAUAAAGCAUUUUUUAUUUUAAUUAGUCAGUUAAACAUUUUACUUACCUACAUUUGCUUAAAUUGUAAGCAAAUAAAUACACAAUUUGAUUUUGUUAUAACGGUACUUCAGUUGAUUCAUGAACUUAAAAAUUAUUCUUCUUUAAAAUUUUCAACAGCUGUUCUCCCUCAAAUGAUUCGACAAGGGGGUGGCCAAAUAGUAACUAUCAGCAGUAUUCAAGGAAGAAUAGCAAUACCACAUAGAUCUGCUUGUAGGUCUAUCUUUAUUUAAGGAAAUGUUUCAUAUACGUACUAAAGUAAAAAAAAUCCUUGUGGUUUACUAUUAAUAUAUUUAAAUAAUUAUUUACAUUUAUUGCUUCUUUUACUAAUUAUUACUGAACACUUUAUAUGUUAAUUAAUUUGCUAAUGGUAACAUAGCAUUAUACUAUACUUAUAUAAUUUAACAUUCCUCAAAUGUUUCACUCUUGUUUUUUUAUCAUUAGGUCCUUGCAGAAACCUUUGUCGCCUCUUAGAGUUAGAGUUUUUCUCUAUCACAGAAUUCUUUAUAAAACAGAUCUCAUAAACAAUGCAUGACCUACUCUUUGUGUAACUUGUAAUGUAAUGAUUGCUCAUAAAUACUGAACAUAAAUUGUUAAUCAUUUUUAAAAUUAAUUUUAAACAGAUGCAGCAUCUAAGCAUGCUCUACAAGCUUACUUUGAUAGUCUGAGAGCAGAGCUGUCUGGACAUGAUAUCAAUGUCUGUGUUGUUAGUCCACAUUACAUCAGCACCAAUUUGUCUCUCAAUGCACUCACAGGUUCUGGAACAACUUAUGGCAGUAAGUUAUCUUUGAAAAAUUUCUUCAACUAUAAAGUAGGGCUUAAAAAAUAAUUCUUUAGCACUGGCAGAACUGGUAAAUAAAAGGUGAGAUGUUUGGUAAUAUUAAUAAUACCAGUACAUUGUUCUAGGGUUGGGAAGAGGACUGACGAUAAAGAAUAGAAUUGGUGUGAAAAAGGGGGGAGGGGAUUGGCAAAUGGAGGGAGUAAGAACAUGGUAUGGGGAAGUUGGAAGUGAUGCAACUAAUACGGGGGGGGGGGGGAACUGGGGGGCAGGGAGGGAGGAGGGAAAAAAAUCAAAUAUGUCACUGUCAGCCCUAGUAAAAUAGUGAUGAUAAAUUACGGAAUUGGUGAGAGAGAUUAUUUAGAAAAUCUAAUGGCACUAUGCAGACUAUGCUUCCUUGAAAUGCAUUCAGCUCACCUUAUUCUUAUAAAUGUAAGGUUGCAUAGCAAAAAAGAUCAAAGAAAAUUUAUCAAAUGUUAAAAAUAUUUUUCCUAACAGAGAUGGACAAGACGACAGAGACAGGGCUACAACCAGAAUAUGUUGCUUAUCAAAUACUAGACUGUGUACAACACAAAACCAAAGAAUUAACCAUAGCACCAUUCUAUGUUAAAUUUAUCAUUUCUUUAAGAGCCCUUGCACCUUGGCUUUAUUUUAAAAUAAUGGCACAUAGGGCACAGAGGGAACAAGCUGAAUCUAAUAAAACCAUUUAAAAUUCAAAUGUAUCAAUUUGUUGGACUUUUUUAAUACCAGGGAGUCGCACACCAUAUUUUUGGGCAAAUUUUAAAUGACAUGCUUCAAUUAAUACUAAUAAUAGCAAGAAUAAAUUUUAUAUAAAUUUGUUUCUAUGUGUCUCAGUCUCAUUUCAAGCUUUUAAAUACAGAUUA
Lymnaea stagnalis (great pond snail) is the source of this 4766-nucleotide messenger RNA. The record is from the annotation of a GenBank genome assembly. NCBI's taxonomy places the organism in Eukaryota, Metazoa, Mollusca, Gastropoda, Lymnaeidae.